Loxodonta africana (African savanna elephant) is the source of this 2254-nucleotide messenger RNA. RefSeq names its product formimidoyltransferase cyclodeaminase (gene FTCD). The record is from RefSeq and is a predicted model, not a curated record. Lineage: Eukaryota; Metazoa; Chordata; Mammalia; Proboscidea; Elephantidae. The transcript has 14 exons. Gene Ontology annotation, molecular function: transferase activity; folic acid binding. Bases 3 to 1901 code for a protein of 632 amino acids.
CCAUGGGGAGGGGCUGGCCGGGGGAUAAAGUUCUGAAGCGGCUGCCGAGGGCCCCUCACUGUCUGCACCAUUGGAGAGAAUCCCACCGACCCAGGUGCUGGACCAUGUCCCAGCUGGUGGAAUGUGUCCCCAACUUCUCGGAGGGGAACAGCCAGGAGGUGAUUGAGGCCAUCUCGAGAGCCAUUGCAGAGACCCCUGGCUGCAUGCUGCUGGAUGUCGACUCAGGCCCCUCCACCAACCGCACCGUCUACACCUUCGUGGGGCAGCCCACGGAUGUGGUUGAGGGCGCCCUCAAUGCCGCCCGGGCCGCUGCCCGCCUCAUCGACAUGAGCAAGCACAAAGGGGAGCACCCUCGGAUGGGCGCUCUGGAUGUCUGCCCCUUCAUCCCGGUCAGGGACGUCAACAUGGAUGAGUGUGUGCUAUGUGCCCAGGCCUUCGGCCAGCGGCUGGCAGAGGAACUGGACGUGCCAGUGUACCUAUACGGGGAGGCAGCACGGACGGCCAGUCGCCGGAGCCUGCCAGCCAUCCGAGCUGGGGAGUACGAGGCCCUCUCUGAGAAGCUCAAGCAGGCUGAAUGGGCACCUGACUUUGGCCCCAGCACCUUUGUUCCCAGCUGGGGGGCCACUGCCACUGGAGCCCGGAAGUUCCUCAUCGCCUUCAACAUCAACCUGCUCAGCACCAAGGAACAGGCGCACCGAAUUGCCCUCAACCUGCGGGAGCAAGGCCGCGGGAAGGACCAGCGAGGACGUCUAAAAAAGGUUCAGGGCAUUGGCUGGUACCUGGAUGAGAAGAACCUGGCUCAGGUGUCCACGAACCUCCUGGACUUUGAGAUCACGGCGCUGCACACUGUCUAUGAGGAGACCUGCAGAGAAGCACAAGAGCUGAACCUUCCAGUGGUGGGCUCUCAGCUAGUGGGCCUAGUGCCUCUGAAGGCCAUCCUGGAUGCUGCGACCUUCUACUGCGAGAAGGAGAACCUCUUCAUCCUGGAGGAGGAGCACAGAAUCAGGCUGGUCGUGAACCGGCUUGGCCUGGACUCCCUGUCUCCCUUUAAUCCUAAGGAACGGAUUAUCGAGUACCUGGUACCAGAUGGCAGGCCCGAGCAGUGCCUGGUAAACAAGUCCCUGGGCACCUUCAUCCGCGAGGUGGGAGCCCGCUCGGCAGCCCCGGGAGGCGGCUCAGUGGCAGCGGCUACUGCGGCCAUGGGUGCGGCACUGGCCUCUAUGGUGGGUCUGAUGACCUACGGGAGGCGCCAGUUUGAGCACCUGGAUGCAGAGAUGCGGCGCCUGAUCCCACCCUUCCACGCAGCCUUGGCCCAGCUAACCACGCUGGUGGACACCGAUGCCCAGGCCUUCACGGGUUACCUGGAAGCAAUGAAGCUGCCCAAGAACACACCUGAGGAGAGGGACAGGCGUGCGGCCGCCAUGCAGGAUGGGCUGAAGCAGGCGGUGGCCGUGCCCCUGUCCCUGGCGGAGAUGGUGGCCUUGCUGUGGCCGGCACUGCAGGAGCUGGCUCUGUGUGGGAACUUGGCCUGCCGGUCGGACCUGCAGGUGGCGGCCAAAGCAUUAGAAACGGGUGUGUUUGGUGCCUACUUCAAUGUGCUCACUAACCUGAAGGACAUCACCGACAAGGGCUUCAAGGACCAGCCUCCUGCAGGAUGCCCAGACCCAGGCUGCGCUGGUGCUGGAUCGCCUGGAGGCCCGGCAGGAGUGAGGGCCGGAGUGGAGACCCCCAGUAGACUCGUUACUCAUCGUGAGGCGAGGGGAGCCAUGGGUGGAGUCUGCGGAGGGGCUGCACUGCCUGAUACCAGCUCUCAGACCAGCAUGGCCGCAUUGGGUAUGCCCUCCAGUCUCAAUAAAGUUGUGACACCCAGUGACCUGCUGUGUGACUGGCUGCUGGGGUAAGGGGCUGGGUUCUGGGGUGGGAGGGGUCAUGGAUGGGGUCUGUGGUUGAGUGAGCCGUGAGGUCAGGAGUCACAGGAGAGGUGACAUGUGGCCAGCCUGAAGGAUCCUACACACGCAGGCACACAGUGGACGUGUGGGGAUUCAGCCAGGUCAGGCUGCUGCCCACAGCACUGCCGUCUGGUGCCAGGACUGGGGCAGUGUGGCCCCUUGACCAGUGAGAAGCUGUAGGUGGCUUUGGGGCUGUCACCCACCGCAGCCCACAGACAGGGAAGAACAGACUCCCAGGACAAAAAGGAACUUCAGGUGUGGGCACCAAUUCUGGGCCAGGAGGCAGUGGCCAUGUGGGAGGAGGG